UUUUUACAUCACAGCGUUAAAUCACGUGACUGGACUCGUUUACUGAUCUCAUUCGGGUACUUCCGGCCAUUUUACUCGGCUCCGCCCACUGUUUAUUGUUUUAUUAGACUCCGCCUCUUAUCUCAUCCAAUACGGAGCGCGCUGCCCUUCCCCCUCACUUCACACAAUCCGCCUUUUCCUGUGAAAACCAUGUGACUCCGCCUCUUAGCUACAACCAAUCGCUGGGGACUUCACGCUUAUCGGAUUAGUCCACGCCUCCGGACUCCGCCUAUCACGGUGACCCUAUCCCCUGACAGACUUCUUCCUCCCGCCUUAAUUAAGCCCCGCCUCUCUCCUGAAGCCAAUCGUUUGUGUCCUAAUGUCUCCGCCUCCUUCCUGUCUCCUCCUUCACCGUGGCUCCUCCCCUUGCUCCUCCUCCGGUUCUCGCCCAGUUUUCGGGCUGUAGUCGGUGACCGGGAGCGGCGAAACAUGGAGCGGCCGUUACUGUCGGAGAGCCUGGCCAAGGUGACAUUUGAUGAUGCUGCAGUUUACUUCUCAGAGGAACAAUGGCAGAACCUAGAGGAGUUUCAGAAGAAAAUCUACAAAGAGCUCAUUAAAGAAAUCUAUGAGACGAUGCUGGCCCUGGGAUACCGCAUCCCAAAACCAGAAAUUGUGUCCCGAAUCGAGCGCGGGGAAGAGCCAUGUGUUGACCCAUGCAAGAAGCCAAAACAGCAAGAAACUCAGCCACAAGGCGCUCCAGAUGGCAGUAAAGACUCUGAGCCGGUGAUAAAGAUCGAGCGAGAGUCUCCAGAAGCUUCCGCACCAGUCACUCCCAAUGAGAUCUCGUCUUCUCAGGAGCGCGGUGGGGCUCAGUGCUCGCGCUGUGGGACGUGCUGCAACAACCAAUGCGGUAGAAUGGCAUUUCAGUGGAGCGGUCAAGGGAUGUAUCCCGGAUCUCCUAUGGACACAAAUCAUGGGAAGCCAUAUAUGACUCCUCCGCCCUCUUACUUCAAUGGGAGCCCAAUAUCGUAUAAUAAUAGGGGUGAAGGAAUGUCCCACCCCACCUCCCCGAUGGCUUCUUAUGGGAAUGCAGGAAUGGUCCCACUGUCUCCACACUAUGCCGGUCCUGGCUACAGAAAUGCUGCUGAACCCAGCUCCCCAUUUCAGAUGCCUGAGAGGCCAACAAAUCCAGUGUUUGCUUUCGAGCAAAUGCCCAUGGGUCCCCCUGCUAGUCAUGUGGAUCUAGACAACAGAAAUCGAAACCCUCACAUGCAAAAUGCCAUGUUCCACGAUAGAAGAAAUCCUGUGCCCCCCUGUCCGGGCUGCGGAGCGUACUGCAAUAAUCAAUGUGGAAUGAACGUUCACUGGGAACAAAGAAGAUUGCAUCAUCAGGUUCCUGGGCCGGUGGAUGUAGCUCAGGGGCACCGAUACACUUCUCCCCCCAACCCAUACUUUAGCGGCGGAGCGAACCCUGCCUCUUUCUCCAAUAUACGCCCUCCUGUCAGACACGGAACACCGCCAGUAAAUGUUCAAGGGAAUUCGGGGAUGAUACAGAUGUCGGCACCUUAUCCAGGAUAUCGCAGGCCCGGUGAUAAGUCUCCAAAUGUUUUUCCCAACAAACCCGAGCACCAUGGAAACAAUACAGGAGCUGCUUCACCUCAUCAUGGGCCCAACCAGGGUGUCAAGUAUGGAAUGGUCCCUGCAAACAAUAGUGGGAAUUACAGGAAGUCGCAAUCUAUAUCUCCAUUGGCAGCUAUCGAAACCAUGCCAGUGUUUUCUUCCAAUAACAGUCCAGGUGCUGUUGGUGACCAGAGAAAUAGACCUCUUCCCCAAACAGUGACCAGCAGUGAUAAUAACAGAGACCGGAACACAAUGAACUCCUAUACCAACGGACGACAAAACCAACUUAAUUUCUCCAACCACGGUGCCAAAAUCACCAGAGUACAGCCGGCAACAUCGGCAACAGGCAAUACUGCUGGCCAACUAAAGUCUGGGGAUACGGCUGGAAAUAAGAGUUCCAUGCCAUCAGAUGGAGGGGGCACGGCUUCCAAAAACACUUUCCCCUCAUCCUCCAGCUUUAUUGGUCAAGUGGUGGAGCAGGUUAUACUCAAUGAAAGUCAUGCCGCAAAAAGGUCUGCUGUCCAGACAGCCUCGGAAAGUGGGAUUCCUACAAAGAGAGCCAGCCCUACGGUGAUCAUCGUCGACUGCGAUGAAGAGAAGUGCACACAGACUCAAAAAGCCACUGGCAAUAAUAACCCAGGUUCUGCUUGUGUUACUCUUUCAACCACUAAAUCCAGUCUUCCUUCAGCUCCAGUUGCAGGUGGAAGUCAUGAUUCUAAGAAAACUCCACCACCCGAAAAUAAGCGCCCAGAGACUCCACCCAUUACGAUCAGUAACGUGCGGAGUGGUGGCCUUUUCCUUACUCCGCCUUCCAAGGGAAUAAAAGAAACAAUGAAGGACUCUGGUCCAAUUAUAAUUAUUGACGACAAAGAUGGAGAAGGAGCGGCACCACCUCGUGCUUCACCUGCCAGUAGCUCAAAUAAAGCUGUGACCCCACCAGUACCCAACACCAAGGUUAACAAGGAGCCUUCUCCUGCCCCGCCUCCUGCUUCCUCAACCAACACCACCAUGCAACCUCAAGGCGGCCAACAGGGAGCUGCAGUUUUGGUCAAUAAAGUUCAGAUGCAACAGCCUUCGCCUAUUAUUGUCACUGGAGGUGCCGGUCUUGGCAACCAGCCAUUAUCUGUCCCUGUAAAUGGCAACCAAAGUAUCAUGCUUACCUUCCCUGUCACAGUUGGUAGUUCAGGAAUCAUGCUCGCAACACCCAUGACCAACAGAGUGCCAAUAAGUAAAAACACUAGACUCGUGCCAACAAACACAGUCACUGCUUCCAGGAACGUCAACCCUAAAUUCAGCUCUGUAGCGGUGACCCCAGUAAUUGGUCAAACAAAUACGCUUCCUGUGGCUGUGCCUCCCGGACAUGCAAAACCUGUGGCCAUCAAUGUCAACCAAUCCAGCAAUCUUACCGGUGCUAUUAAUAUAAAGAACACUAAUGUCAACGGUGGGACACUCAAGGCUGUGCCAGUAUCUGCUGCGGGGAAUCAAACAAUUCCGCUCUUUGUAGAUGCCAAUUCUGGUCUUAUUCUAACCGGGUCAGCCGUUCCUUCCAAGGAUAAUGUCCCCUCCAGUAUUGGCAACGCCACCGUGGUUGCUGUUAAUAGGGGUGUUGUUGCUGGGAAUGUUGCUCCCGUAACUUUGGGUGGAAAACUGGCAUUUGGCAAUAUCGCCCCCGUAAAUGGACUUUACAUUGGUGGCAAUUCUCCCGUUGCACUUGCAGGAAAUGCCAACAAAGGAACAUUAAGUAUCAACAAUCCCACGAUCCUUACCUUAAAUGGUGGCUUGGGCAUUGGCAAUUCACGGUCUGUCACGGCACCCAUAGCGAAUAUUGCUUCUGUCAAUGCAAAUAGGACUUUGCAGGUGGCCCAAGCCACAGCUUCUAGUGUGGUAGGUGGAGCCAGUCAGCAGAAUAAUACCGUUAUUUUACGGAAGAUCGAUGAGAAGAGCGGUGUAUCCAACCAGGCCGGCACUGAGCAGCAGCCAGCUGUUGUAGUGGAAAGACUGUUUAAGUGCAGCGAAUGUGACGAGAAGUUUAAUUCUCUCGAGAACUUGACUUCCCAUCGAGCCAUUCACAAGCCGAGAGAGGUCCCGGCGGGCGGCCAUGUUGGCCAGUCAGCCUCCAAAGACUCUGGUGAUAAUGAAGCUCUUCCAAGAACAGGAGACAAUGAUGCUCCAACCAUUUUGUACACUACACAAGGAGAUGACGGCAGCACUGUGUAUGUGGUGACCGUGUAGGUGCGGCAGCAUAAAGAUGUUACAUUGUCCUCGA
Hyla sarda is the source of this 3865-nucleotide messenger RNA. RefSeq lists its product as uncharacterized. Gene Ontology annotation, biological process: regulation of DNA-templated transcription. The coding region runs from base 469 to 3831 and encodes 1120 amino acids. The transcript has 5 exons. Lineage: Eukaryota; Metazoa; Chordata; Amphibia; Anura; Hylidae. The record is from RefSeq and is a predicted model, not a curated record.